Molecule: messenger RNA, 564 nt
Organism: Aspergillus affinis
Lineage: Eukaryota; Fungi; Ascomycota; Eurotiomycetes; Eurotiales; Aspergillaceae
Product: ankyrin repeat domain-containing protein
Exons: 1
Coding region: 1-564 (187 amino acids)
Molecular function (GO): protein binding
Source: RefSeq, a predicted model, not a curated record
AUGAUCACCAUCCGUCAAUCCGAUGUCCCAACCUACGUCAAGCCCUCCCGCGGCGUCCUAAUCGGUACCGCAGCCCCGACCAGUGCCGAGCAGCUCAUCAGGGCCGCACGCGCCGGCAACAUCGAAGCCAUCCAGCAGGGACUCUCGUCUGACGUGGACGUAAACAGCAGAUGGAACGGCACCACCGCGCUGUUAGCAGCCAUUGUCUCGGGGCAAUUCGAAGCAGUGAAAUGUCUUCUCUCGAAGAACGCAGACGUGGAAGCCCGCGAUAACGACGGGCUCACGAUUUUAAAGCUCGCAUUGGACAACAACCACCGCUUCAUUGCUGAGUAUAUCAUUAAAACCUGCCCCUACGUGACGGUCACCGAUCCACGGCUCCCCGAGGGCGAGGAGUGGCUCCGGGAACAGUUCAGGCUGAUUACAAACGCCGUGAAACGUGACAAUAGCAAGCCCCGAACCGAGGUCCUCAAGUACCUGAUCUCGGGCAAGCUUCCGGCUCGUGGGCGAUGUUUACUGGGAACAUAUCCUACUCCGAUAUAUCAGGGACGUGCCGUUGGAUAUUGA